CGGUCCGGCCUCGUCAGUCUCAACGAAUAGCUCAGCCCGUGAGGUGAGACACGUUGUGUGUGGGAGAGCCGAGUGAACGAAAUUAAACCAAGAAAGAAAAGUCGUGUCAUCAUCAACACACACACGACGUUAAACAACCAAAAAAUAACUUUUUUAAUUAUUAUUAAUUUCCACUCACCACACACACACACGACAUUUUUUGAGAUUGUGAGACUUUCGUGUUGUCAAGGACGUCACACACAAAAAUUUGCCAAAAAAUUUUGUCGGCCAUGUGAGAAGAAGUUGGUGGAAAAAAAUAUUGUGUCUAACCACAUUUGACCGGUGUGUGUGUGUGUGUGGUGUGGAUGCGUGUGUGUGUGUGAUUGUGUCGAGUGAUUCUCAAGGAUUCGUGUGCAAAAAUUUCCGUUUUCUCGAACGGCAAAUGUCUGCCAAUUUUAUUAUCGGCUAGUGAGUGUGUGUGUGUGAGUGUGUGUGUGUGUCUGUUUCAAAGAAUCGACACACAUGGGUCGGUCGGGAGGAAGAAACAACAGCCAAGAGAAUUCCCGGCUGCUGCGGUGGCGCCACUAGGCCCGUCAAAUGUUGUCCAUCGGGAAAAUUUGAGAUUUUUGUUUGGAAAACUCCGUCUGCAAUUGACGUUAAAUUUAAAAACGAGUGAAAUAAUUUUCUAUUUGUUUGUGGCUGCGGUUUUUUUCGUUCAACGAGAAGAAGACAAAUUCCGGAAAACACCAAACGAAGACGAACGUUGGCCAAAAUCCGCCAAUCUGGCUCCUCCCGCUCUCGUGUCGAAUGUAACACGACUUGGGCGAGGGCUGGAACAGCAUGGGCAGCCCGAAUGAGGCGGCCGCACAGCCUGGACCCGGCACAGGAGGACCUCCAAGUGGGGAUGGAGGAGGUCCUGAUGGUGUUGGUGGCGAAACAACACAUCACGAUGGAGGCAGCGAAGCUCCAGCUCCGCCACCGCCGCCGCCAACGUUAGCCGCCAACAACAACGAGGACAACAACAUCCGGAGUAACAGCAGCAGCCCAAGUAGCGAAACGACUGAAAGUACAGGUAGCAGUAGCAGUUCAACGUCUAGCAAAAGCGCCACCGCAGUAGCAGCAACAACAACCAACACCAACACCACCACUACCAGUCCCGGAAGGAGAGCCAAUGGCAAACACGGCGGAAGACGAUGGAAAGCCGAGCACCAGCCACUACGGAAAGCGUCGAUGGAAGAAGAGGAAGAUGAAGAUGAAGAAGAAGAAGAAGAUGAACAAGACGACCGGAUCCGCCCGGCACCGCUUCCAGUAGUAGAAACGGAAUCUUGUUCCGCAUUGCCACGUCCCGAAGUGGUUGUCACUCCCAGUCGUACAAAUGUCAUCCACACGUCGGAAGAGUCGGACGAGGACGACGGCAUGGUGGACCUGGACAGGAAAUUGACGCCCAGUCCGCCUCUACCUGCUGCUGCUGCUGGCCAGAAACCUGAACAACAACAACAAGAUCAUUAUUGUCUAAGAUGGACCAAUCACGGUAGUCACGUGCUGGGCGUGUUUGCCCAGCUACUUCGCGACGAGUCGCUGGUGGACGUGACGUUGGCGGCCGAGGGCCGUUCUCUACGAGCUCACAAGAUGGUCCUGUCGGCCUGUUCGAGUUUCUUCCGGACGCUGUUCGUCUCGCACUCUGACCAGCGCCAUCCCAUCGUCAUCCUGAAAGACACGAAAUUCACGGAACUCGAGUCGCUGCUCCAGUUCAUGUACAAGGGCGAGGUCUCGGUCGAGUACGGACAGCUGGCCACUUUGCUCAAGACGGCCGAAAAUCUGCGAGUCAAAGGAUUGGCCGAUGUGACCACGACGGCCACGGCGGCGCCCAAGGCGAAAGCGGAAGUCGAGGAAGAAGAGGAGGAAGAUGAAGAAGAUGAUGAAGAAGAUGAAGAGGACGAUGAGGAGGAGGAAGAUGAGGUGGUGGACAUGUUUGAUCAGGAGCUGGAAGAUGCAACCAACCCCAAUCCCAUCGUGAUCGAACGGAACGCCCUGACGUCGGGUCUGUCAUCUCUGGCGGUCGGAAGGAUCCAGCGGCGCCAGCGGAGGCGGCAUCACCUCCACAACCUCAGCAAUCCUUAUCGUCGAUCUCUGCUCCAUCCCAAUCUCCAAUUGAAUCCGCAGCAGCAGCAGCUCAAGGCUUCCGGACGAUCUGCAGGGCUGGACGUCGACUCGACCAUGGCUAAUCAUCACCGACUAGUACAACAACAACAACAAAAACAGAAACAACAAGGCAGUAGUGGCCAUUACCAACGACGGGGCUCUGACUCUGUAGUUCCGCUGGAUCUCAUCCAUCCGGAAGUCAUCCAAGAUCUCUCUUCCAACACUGCCGCUUCCGCCGGAUUAUUGGAUCAUCGGCGUUCAACAGCCACUCACAAUUCCCGGCGGAACAACAAUAACCCACCGCAGCAGACAAACCACCUACACCAUCAAAUCCCAGGCGACUGGAAGCCUCCGAACGAACUUCAGCAUCCGCCCCGGAGGCAGCUCAAACCCUCGUCUAACCAUCAACAACAACACAAUCACCACCACCACCACCACCACCAACAGAAGCCGCAGGAAGCUCAUCGCAACGAUCCGGUGGCUUCCGGCGACAGGAACAGCAACGCUUCCGGAGGCAUGGAGAAUCGCAAUUGCGACCGUGAUCCGGACGACGGCGAUCACAACCAUCGCUUUAAAAGCGAGUCGUCGUCGACUCGGAAUGAACACCACAACGUUGCCGGAGGGCUUGAGGGAUCCACCAUUUUGAUGGACUCGAUGGCCCAGGAUUCCGGCACGGCUCAAGAUCUCCGCAGGAUGCCUCCACAUUCACCUCCGCUUCUUCCGUCGUCUUCGUUAUCUCCUGCGUCUCCACUUCCUUCUGGUCCUCCAGCGGCUGCUGCCGCCACUGCCACCGCCACUUCCAACGCAGCAACAUCCGGUGGUGCGGCACAUCCGCAUCAACGCUUCCGUCACUGGAUGAUGGAGGAGGAGAGCGACGAGAGCGGCGAAGAGGUGGACGGUGAUGAAGAUAUGGAUGAAACUAAGACGGAGGAGGAGGCGACCUAUCUCCGCCGACAGGGUAGUAGUAGGAGACGAAACACUUCCGGAUCCAACAAUCAUCCGCCUUCCGCCAUCGGUUCACCUCAGCAUCUUCCAAUGUCGCUGAUGAAAAAGGAAACGGGAAAUUGGAACGACUCGGCUGUCAAUCGACCAGAAGCUUCCGGCUCAGCAGGAGCCAGUACGGCUGGAGUAGAUUCACUCCGUUCUCCAGGCUCUUUUUCUUCCAACAGUUCCGACGCCGAUCAGUUUUCUGACGGCCAGAUGCCGACGGCCGAGGUGGUGAUUGAAGAGGGCGAGUAUCUCAACUUCUCCGGCAGCGGAGGAGGAACCUCUAGCGGAUUGAGGAUGAGGCACAGAGACGGAGGUGGCGGACGCAAAAGUCAUCACAGCCACAAGGCACCGACUAGUGGCGAUCCUGGCAACCAUCGGAGCAUUAGCGCCGCCGCCGCCGGAAGCGGAUCCAUCCAUCACCCUGCGGCUCGACCCAAGAGGUUCUUGUCCUUCCCGGAAGGAGCCGCCGCAGUCGAAGGAUCGGCUCACCACUCGUCGUCAUCGUCGUCGUUGGCCACCGGUGGUGGUGGCGGAGGUGGAAGAGGGCAGAAAGGCGGAAGCGAUUUCCGAGAUGAGGUCUCGGUCGUAGUCAGCCGUUCAGGCGCCGGAGGAGCAAGUGGAUCAGGAGCGAAUGAAACCUCAUCUUCGUCUAAUUUCCUCUCGUCCAUUUUGCCCAUGGUCGUCCCUCAGUUCGACUUUGGCAUGCGCUUCGCCGGAAUGCCCCUUGUGGGCAUGCCCUUUGCCGGAAUGAAUCCAUCCCAUUACCGGAAUAGUAACAGUAGUAACGCCUCUGGUGCAGCUAGUCGUUCGGGUCACAAUGCGCCCCGGCCAGGACCAUCUUCCUCAUCAUCGCAGUUACAAAGGCAACAACAACAACAGCAACAACAACAACAAGCGGCUGCGGAGGAUAGAGACGAGCCCGGCGGUGCCGGAUCGCAUAGGAGCGGGGCCAGCAGCACGGCCAGCGACGUGGGCGUCUGUCGAGACUCUCCGUCGUCAUCUUCCACCUCGACGCGAGCCGUGGCGGCUUCCGGUUUCCCGUUUCCGACGUCCAUCUCGCUGAUUGAAUCUCACGUCGGCGUCGGUUUCACGCUGGGCUCGCGGGAGAAACCCUACAAGUGCGAGCAGUGCGGCCAGUGCUACAAGUACCUGUCGGCAUUCACCAAACACAAGGAGCAAAAUCACACGGCCCGUCUGCCCGGCGAGAAGCCCUUCCGCUGCGAAAUCUGCGGGAUGCAAUUCAAGUAUCUCAAAUCGUUCAAGAAACAUCGGCUCAAUCACGCCGUGGAGCGACUCCACGUUUAUCCCGGCAACGUCCGAGCUAUCACGAUGCCCGGGGCACCCGGCGGAGGAGGCGGAUCUAUGACGCCUCCAGCGUCUCUGGCUGGAUUCAUGGGCGUCGGCAUGAUGGAAGAGCGCAGCGUCCUGGAAAUGCUGGGCAGGUCUCAACAUCACCACAGCCGCCGUGAAAUGCUCUCGAGUUCAUCCGCAUCCGGAAGUCAAUCAGAAGCCAGGGCCCGUCUCCAUGGAGCCGGAGGCAACACCACGUCCAAUACUCCCGAAGGCCGACGAUCUUCAAGUCCCGGCGACCAGCGAUUGGGAACGGCUCGGAUUAAAUCGGAAGUUGAAAUCGUCUCUUCCGGCGACGAACAGGAUCAGAUGAUGGACGACGAGACGACCAAUGACGGCCGUCUCAUGAGCCAGGAAGAGGCUGCCCAGCAACAACAGCAACACCAAUUCGGUUCGGCUGCUGGACGAUCCGCUUCGGCCUCAUCCGGUCAUCAUCCGCACCACGGCCAUCACCAACACCACCACCACCACCUGUCUCAACAACAGCAACAACAAAAUCGACAACUCUUACUGCAACACGCCAAGUUUUCGGCGGCCAGUCCGGGCGGAAGUCCGGCCUCGUCAUUCCUUCAAGGAGCCCUUCAACUGCAGAGGCAACACCAAGUGGCCCAGCAUCAGGCGGCCCUGAUGGCGGCCAAUUUUCUGGCUGCCCGCGGAGCCGGAGGAGCUGCAGCGGCUGCCGUCGCUGCCGCCAUGCCACCGCCUCCGGGACUGGAGCGACUUCAACCGCAACAAUCUGGAGGAUCGGAUCCAUCAGGUCACGCCCCCGGCCAGUCAGAAGAAGGUCAGUCCGAUAGGGAAGGUUCAGAUGAUGGAGAAACAAGCAACAAAGGCUCGGGAUCCGGUAGGAGAACUACUCCGCCGGCAGCGGCUGCGGCCUCUGCCGCCGGACCGGGUCCAUUCCUUCACAAUCUGAUCCGCGAUUUCAGCUCGGCGGCGGCGGCUGCAGCGGCUGCCGCUGCCGUUGCCUCCACCAGCCGUCCGUCGUUGGUCAAUUCGGCCACGACUGGCGGCGCCGGUGGUGGUGGUGUUCCGGGCGGAAUCACGGGCCCACCUCCCGAGUACGACCCCGGGCGCCCCCAUUUGUGCCCGUUUUGCGGCAAGGGCUUCCGGGCCAAGGAGAAUUUGAAGCUGCACAUCCGGAAACACACGGGUGAGCGGCCGUUCGAGUGCGAAUUCUGCGGCCGAGCGUUCGGCGGCAAGAGCGACAUGAACCGCCACUUGAGAAUCCACACGGGCGAGCGGCCGUACCGAUGCGACGCCUGCGGCAAGACAUUUGCCCGUGCCGAUUACCUCUCCAAACACCUGUCCACUCACCUGGUCUAAAACAACAACACAUUUUAUGGCAAUCUCUCAACACUACUUCUGCCCUCUCAAUCAAACGACACCCAAGCAAAAAUAUUUUCUCAAUCGUAGCAAUCCUCCGCGCACCGCUAACUACAAAACAAAAACAAAAAUGGCUACAAGCCACACCCACUCGUCGUCCGCACGACGCCCAGAUGACAAUUUCUCUUCAAGAGCUUCAACUUUUUUUAAAUUUUCAAACAAAUAUUUUUUGGUAACCGAGCCAAAAAACAAAAAAACAAACAGGAGAAGAAAAGAAACUGUCCAUUUUUCUUUUUUUCUGAAACCCAGAGAAAACCGAAUUUCAAUUGACGCAUCGAAAAUUGUUCAACCCCCCCCCCCCCCAAACAAAACAAAAAAUUAUUUUUUUGUUUCAAAAUUUCUUGCCCGGUGAUAAGAAAAGAUUUAAAAAUCACAGAAAUUUGCAUACCUUGCCCUCCAAUUAUUUUGUUUUUCUUCUUUUGGAUGGAAGAAAUCCAAGAAAAAAGAAAAGAAAAUCUUCAACCAAGUUGUUGUGCCUGGUUCUCGCCCCCCCCCCCCCCCCCCCCCACAAAAGUGUUUGGCAUUUUCGUCCCCAACUUGUUUUGACCGACUCGCCAACGGUUUUCUCUUCAAGAGAAACUUGACGCGAGAGGAUCGAAUCCAUUUCGGAAUGAUAAACUCCUCCCUCAAAAAAACAAAAAUUCUGUUUCGGCCAAGCCCCUCCCUCAAAUUGUUUGAUCCACGCAACGGACUGUGAUGCAAACUCCCUUUUUUGGAUUUAAAGAAAAAACAAACAAAAUUUUGGCGUUACAAACAAAAAAUUACGAAAUGUGGUUCUCGAAAUUUCUGUUUUGAUCAAUUGGAUAAAAGAAAUGUGAAAAGCUUUUUGUAAAAGAGCUUUGGGAAAACUCGUACACAAAAGUCCAUAAAACAAAAAUUGUUCCCCCCAAUCAAAUUCGAUUUGAUGAAAAAAAUCCCGCUCCCCACCCCUUUUUAACUGGAAGAACAGGUGCCGUCAAGAGAAAAUCCGGAAGACUCGUCGUCACUUCCGCACAACACUCAAUGUCAGCAGACAUUUAAAAAACAAGCCCGCCAUUGGACAAGAAUCAAGAAAACAAAAUACCCAAAAAAUUCUAAAAAUUUCAAAUUUUCUGGAUUUAAAAAAACAGCCCCGGUGAAAAACUUUUAGGUGAAAAUAUUUCAAAAAAAGCUCUUUCAGGAAAAAACCCAGAUUUAACGAAAAAGAAACCCCCAAAACAGAAAAAAAAUGAUAACUCAAAAAAUAACACCGACAACACGUUUGUGGCUGUGAUAAUUUAAAAAAAACAUGUUUAGGCUUAUUUUAAAAAAAUUGCGAAAAAAGAAAAGGGAAAACAAACUUUUUUAUGGCAAUCGUUUUGUGUGUGUGUUUUCUUCUUUCUGGCGGGAAAUUCGAUCCAAUCGAGCAGCAGUGCGUCUUCUUUUCUCUCCCCCCGGUUUUCGUCGGAAAAGCGGUUAGCUCAAAAAUUGAAAAGAUACAAAAAACAAAACGAAAUUGUUUUUCAAAGACAUCAAAGGGCUCGUGUGCCGUCGUGUGCGUUUCUUUUUUUUUUUCUCUUUCGAGUGUGUAAGUGUGUGUGCGUGAGUGCGUGUUUGACACAUCCAUCAUCAAGACUCCCAUCCAAAGGAAAAAGCAUCCGCAAUCAGCUUAAAACACAACAGAUGAAUUUUUUUUUUCUUUUCCAUUGAAAAGGUUUUUUGAAAAAAAAUCUUUUUGGAAGAAAAAAGAACCCAACCAUCCCCCCCCCCCCCUCCAGCCGCUGGAUCCAAGAUCGGAAACCCAAAUGCACCGUUCUCCACCUGACGCAGGUGUGGUCCAACCAAUUUCUUUUUUUCUUUCUUUCUCUACUUCGUUGAAUUCUCUUUUAGCUAAUAAUUAGUUUUUCUUUUGAAUACCAUGAUACUACCCGCAGUGUUAUAAUUAUGUUUUCUUUCACAACAACAAUGUCCCCCCCGUGUUUAUUCAGUGUCAGCGUGUUUGUCGGUAUAACUGCGUGAGUGUUUAGUGUGAUUGUGUUGAUUUAAAUCAUUUUUUUUUUCGUGUAUGAACGUUGUAAUUUCCCGCCAAGGAUUAUUUCAACGUUGACUCGUUGAGAGUGCUCAAAAAGAUGUUGAGAAGAAACGAUUGAACCAGACGGUUUUUUCUGGUUGCCCUCCCACCCACCCACUUUCUCCCCCCUCUGAAAUAUUCCCUCCCCUUUGAAAAAUUUUUUGGGAUUUAUCGAGGAGUUACUCCAUUUAGGCCUUUUUUGGACAUUUAAAAAACAUUUCGUGUGUCUCACGUCCAAACGUUUUGAGCUACUUGCUGCCUAGCGGUUCUCUCUUUUAUUUUCACUUUAUCCAAAACAAAAUCAUUGUAUUUUUCACUGGUUAAAUGAUUUUGUUUUCAUUUUUUUUUUAAUUACUAAACAAAAUUCACAAUUUUUCGAUAUAUGGAGGGAAAAAAAUAUCGAUUCAUGUUGCGACCAUCCAUUCAUUGUCAAAUCAAAAGUCACGGCCUUUUUCGUCUUCUCUUUGUGCGAAAUUUGAAUUUCCCGGUUUCUCCCCCCUACCCUCUCCCAUUUAUUGAUUACAAAAAAAUUUAUGGAACCGCAAGCCGAUUUGAAGCGAUAAAAAAAUCAUUCGUUCAAAACAAAAAAAAAUCGUUCAAAACGAGCCAGAAAGCCUCUCUCUCUCUCUCUCUCCCCGCCCCCCUUUUCCUCUUUGCGCGUAUGUGUGUAGAAAAUAUUUCGGCAAAUUUGUAUUUACUGACGAGCCUCUCCUGACGAGAAUAAUUGGUCCCGCUGAUUUUCAAAGUGCUAGCCAAUUUGCGAUCUCUUUUUUUUUCUUUAUUUUUUAGUCUACACAUUGGAAUUUGAUAGAUAAAGUUUUGAUCAAUUCAACGAUGAUGGAAAUGGGUUUUUAAUUGCCUUUUGAUGUAGCCCGCCAUUAAGUGAUUUAUAAGAAAGUAGAAAAGCUAUUUUGUAUUUUCUCUUUUUUUUACGUUUUCAAAAUUUGGCUCCCUAUUAUUAUUGUGUGAGCGCGCAAAAUUUGAAAAUUUCAGGGUGGGAGGAAAAUUUUAUUCGAUCGACAUGGAAAAUCCAUCACAGAUACUUCUGCCCGUCCUCGUCCGACAUCACACAGUGUCAGACAAUUUUUGGCUCUUUUGUAUCAAGGGGGUUGGGGGAUUUUUUGAUCGAAAUUUCGUAGCGAGAAAUAACAAUUUCAAUCAACCAGCGACGUGUGUUCACAUUUAUUCUCUUCGCUAUUGUUAUUCGAGACAUUUUUUGGAUGAAAGACAAAAAAUACUAUCAAAAACAUUUGCCUGUCUUGCGUGUUUCAAAACAAAAAAAGGAAAUUUGCCACACAAAAGUGCAUCACGGCACUCUAAUCUCGUCAUUAUUUUCUUCUUUCGUUUCUUCGUCCCUUUUCUCGUUUGCCAAAUUUUGGAGACCUUUCGGGGUUCAUUUAUUAGAACGGCAUAGCAACAAAUUUUUAUUUUCAAUUUUUUUUUUUCAAUUAGAAAUUUGCUUUUAACUUAAUUUAUUUUGAGAUUCGUUCAAGAAAUUGGUCGUCAUUAGGCGUUGAAACAAAGGUGGGGAUAGCGCUGCAGCAUAGCGGUUUGGUACUGUGAUAUUCAAAUAUCGGUCAUGGAAUGGAAUUUGUCUUAUUGAAUUUUUUAAAAAGAGGGAAAUUCGAACCCGUUUAAAACGAAAAAUUAUUUCGAAAACUUUAAAAUCAAAUUUUUAAAAAUUACUAUGGCCUAUACAAAUUCGAUAUCAGAACUUUCAAAAUUAUUGUCUCGUGGUAAUCACAUUUUUUGGGAAAAUUCUAUUUUUAUUAUAAAUUAUGACAAAUUACAUUUCGGAUUGAUUCUGAUAUUUGCCAAGGUGAUGGUUAAAAAAACAAAAAACAAACAAAAUUAAUUCAAUCCAAUGGGCAGAAGUUUGGCUCGUAUUUUCGAAAACAAAUUUUUAUUCAAAAUUUUGUAGAAUCAAAACGGAAGAAAGGGAAGGGGGGUUAAGGGAGGGAGGAUUUUUUAUUUAAUUGGUUUUCAAUUCUUAAAAUAAAACAAAAUUGGAGAAAUUAGCUAACCGGUAUGCGUGUGUGAUGGUCGUCGUCGUAUAAAUGCGGAUGUUGCGCGAAUGUUUUUUGUGUCAACUCUUUUAACGUGUUCAUUUCUUUAUUUCACGCCGGUCGUCAGCGUUCAGAACGCCUAGGCGAUUGGCCCGGAAAUUUUCUUUUUUUUGUAUGUGUUUUUUAACGAGGCAGUUACAAAAAGGGAAAAAAAGUGGCGAAUAAACAGCGUCACUCUAAAACAAAAAUUUUUUUUUUCUUCACGGCGAAUGAACAUUUUCAAAGGCGGCAAAUUUGAAUCUACUUUGUAAAACCCCCCGGUGUGUAAAAACAAAAAAUAAUCAUUUCCUUGUAGUAGCGUGCGCUUUUUUUUUUCAAUGUCUCGAUGUGUUUUUGUUUUAUUUCUCUUGAAUUAGGAAUUUGUUCUCUCAUUGGUUCCCCCCGCGCUUAUUGUCGCUUUUUUUUUCUUAAACAGGAGGGAAAAACAAAUUGAAAACGAGUUAGGAUGGAAUCCUCCUUUUUUCCCCUCAAAAAUUAAAAAUAAGAAAUUGGCACAGGAGAAGAAAUACUCAUUCUCUGCGUAACCGGUUUCUUUUUUUUUUCAGAGUUUGUUUCAAUGACAUGUUAGAUUUAAAAAGAGAUCAUAAGACAAAAAAUAUUAAGAAACACCACACACACAAAAAUAGCGCAGACAGACCGAUUUGCGCCUGGUCGAAUUCAAUUUGAUUUCGAAAUUUCUGGCCAUCAUAUGUGUGUCGUGUUGUAUCAGCCCCGUGUGUGUGUGUGUGUGUGUGCGUCUGCGUGCGUAUUUGAAUAAUGUUUGAUUUUUUUCCGUUUUUCUGGAACUUGCCCUUCUUAUAUUUUUUCUCCCAAUGUCAAUUUAAAAAAAGGAAAUGUUUGUAUUUGAUCACAUUGAGCGUGUCAGAGCCAGGCCAUGGUGUAGGAGCCAACCGCGCGGCUUUUUUAUUUUCCAAAAAAAUUAACAAACAUACAAAAAAAAAACACGGAAUUUUCUAGGUUAUUGGUCAAAUUUUGUUUUCUUUCCCUCCCCACUCCUUCUCUCCCUGAAUGGAAAAUAACCAACAGAGUUUUUGGUGACUCUUGAUGACUUACAAACCGAUAUGGAUAUAAUCAAAAUCCUUUUUAUUUAAAAAAAGUUGAUUUUGCGCCUCUGAUACGACCGAGGAGGCGUCAACGCCCCGAACUUCGACAACAAGAAAAUAAAAACAACACACAAACUUUUUUUUUUUUAAAUAAUUCUGCCAAAAAGAAAAAAAGAAAAGUUAAAGAGAGAGACUUUGCCCGGAAAAAUGUAAUAAAAUUGUGCGGAAUGUCCGUCGAUCCACUCCGGAAGUUCCGCUAUGUUUUACGUUACUGUUUUCAGAUCCAUACAACAUUUUCCAGUCUCAUUUACAUGUCCUCUUUCAAACAGACAACAGUUCAAUAAUCAUUUCGUCGCUGGUACGAAGUUGAACAAAAUUCCCUGAUUUUUUUAUUUUGUGAAAAAAAGAUGAAACAUCUUUUUAAAGUUUUAGCGGGCGACUUUUAGGGCGUGCAAACCCGUCCUACCCGACUAAUAAACCCCCCCGACGAUGAAUCAAUCCCCCAAAAACAAACACACUUUCAACCUAUUUUUUAAUAGCAUUUUCUAAUUCUUUUUGUAAUUCAAUGUUCUUUUGAGUUGCUUCCUUUUCCCCCUUAAACUUUUUUUUUUUCAUUUCCUCAUCGUGCAGUAAAAUAAUCCCCCCCCCCCUCUUUUUCAGUUGCUCAACUUUUUCCUCUUUUUAUUUUAUUGUCGCUUUCGGUGGUGAAAACAACUAGAAAACAAAACACAACCGCUCCCUUUCCGGGCUGAGACUCGACCGCCCGGCAAGCGGAUACCAACACCUGUUUUUUUUUUCCAUCAAGUUAAAGUUGAUCAUCAUUGUUUUGUUGUUUUUUUUAAGUUUUUUAACGUAAAUAUCCUGUUGUCGUCUGGUGAUUCAACAAAAUCAUGUAACAAAAACCCAUAAACAAACAAAAAAAAAGUUAAAAUUCAAAUCAAUCUCCCCCCCUCAAACAAACAAACAAACAGCAAAAAAAUCAGUCGUUGUCAAGUGAAAUCAUUCACGCUCUCCCGAUUCUCGGUCCCUCUGGUCUCUCGUAAAUGUAGGAAAAUAACCGAAUUCUUAGCUUUAUUGGUCGUCCAUACUAGGUAUCCCCCCAUCUUUACUUAUACAAACUUGUCUUAGAUUUUAGGAGACUUUGAGUAAUCAAAUCCACAUUUUAAAAACCCACACAACAACCACAAAAAAAAAAUAAAGUAGUUCAGCAAAUUCCACAGAAAAUAAAAACACCCCGUUAAGUGAGCGCAUUUUUUCCCAGUCUCUCUCUAUUUACCAGUUCUUUUUUUUUAAACAUUUUCCCGACUUGGAAUAAACUUUUUUUAUUUUCAUUCUACAGCUAAUUUUAGUAUCUGUCAUAGGUGUUUUGCCGUAGACUGUUGAAAUCACACCCACAGGGUUUCUUCACGUCAUCAAGUAAUAAUAGGAUGUAAUUGGAUUGUCUGAAUCAAAAAAGACGAUCGAUUACUUUUGGUGUUUAAUUCUUACCGUGCUUUUUAAUUCCCCCUUUGGUCUGUGCUCUAUCUCUACAGUAAACAAACCCCCUUCAUGUUUUUCUUCGAACGCCAUCGGAAACGACUUGGCGCCCGUCUCUCCGUCUGUAUUCUAAUUGUAGUGGAUUUUUCGUGUUUUCUCACUUUCUAUCUCUAUCAAUCUGCUUUUUUUUCUUCUGGUUUUUGUUUUUGUUGUUGAUUUGACACCUUACUUCUUCUUCAACUUCUUUCUCUUCUUCAACUCUUUGCUUUGACUUCCAUAUUAUUCUACAAACAACCCAUGCAGUUCCAUAGCCCGGUCCACCAGAAAACAACAACAAAAACCAGCAAAAAAACCCCCCAAAUCCACAAAAUUUGUUUUGAUUUCAAGGGAAUAUCGAUAGGAAAGGAAAAGGAAAAAAAAAAAACACCACCAACCAUCAUUAAGAGAAAAAAAAAAAAAAAAACAAACAAACAAAACCAAAAUUUGUUUGACACAUUGUCGAAGACUCACCUUUCAUCAAAUUGAAAAGGAACUUUGACUUUUUUUUUUCUUUUUCGUACCUCCCUAACCACACCCCAACCCUCAAUUACCCUCAAGUGUUCUCAACGGAUUUGAUUUAAUCUCCCCACUCUCUGGAUCUUUUCUUGUUUGGGCCUUCCGUCAGCAAA
Molecule: messenger RNA, 13129 nt
Organism: Daphnia pulicaria
Lineage: Eukaryota; Metazoa; Arthropoda; Branchiopoda; Diplostraca; Daphniidae
Product: hornerin-like
Exons: 4
Coding region: 820-5787 (1655 amino acids)
Biological process (GO): regulation of transcription by RNA polymerase II
Cellular component (GO): nucleus
Molecular function (GO): protein binding
Source: RefSeq, a predicted model, not a curated record